Molecule: messenger RNA, 5383 nt
Organism: Brassicogethes aeneus
Lineage: Eukaryota; Metazoa; Arthropoda; Insecta; Coleoptera; Nitidulidae
Source: the annotation of a GenBank genome assembly
AUUUUAUUUUCAAAGUGCGUGACAUAUUAUUGCGAAUUUUUGUUUCGAGUUUGAUAUAAAUUAAAAAAACCUGUAAAAUGUCAUGGCGGGCGUUAAUGAAAGCAAAAAAGAACUAGGUUCUGAGUUUACGAGCACAGAGCGGAGAAAUAUGAACCGUGGCAAGCCACAACAAGCUCUAUACAGACCAGGCAGUGGACCAUUGAGAAAAUCAAACAUAGGCUUAGAAGAUCUGAACGAAUCGACGGAAAACAAUUCAAGGCAAAACACCCCCAAACCGUAUCCAAUGUCUAAUGAAGACGCAAAGUACAGGAGCGAAAGCUCAUCGCCCCGGGAAAAUAACAGCUUCAGUUCGAGGUUAGGCGGCAGGCAUAAAAAACCUGAGCAGCAGCUCUACGUGCCCAAACCGGUGGCGCAAGCCAGAGAGACUGCCUCAUCGCAGGACUACGACAGAGGGGGCUAUAAUCAAAACAACGGCAACGAAUCAAACUACGAGAGGGACAGAUUCGGGAACAACAGGUCGAAGAGGUAUUCAAAUAGGAGGAAGGAUAAUAUGGAGUAUCAGGAUGAGUGGAGGGAUAAGAACAGGCAGAUUAGGCAAGGAUCUGAACCUAGGGGUAUGGCCAACGGCUCCCAAUGGCAGCGACAGAGGGACACCAGAAGUGUAGAUCCUUGCCCUCCCCCGGGUAGAAAUUACAGCGAAAAAAUGCAGGCGAAACCUCCGAGCGGUAGACGCCACAGCACCAUAGGCUUGGAGCAAGACAAGCGUCCGAAAACGAACCUCAACAUCAACAACUUGGCGCCCAGGUUUCAGAAGAAACUCCUCCUGGAGGGCAAGCAAAUCAACCAGCCGCCGCCGUUGGAGGAGAACUGGGACGGUUCGAGCGUCACCUUUCAGGGCACGUCGAAUCCCCCCACGAACUACCUGAAAAACCCCAGCUACCAUCCGAUGGGCAGCUACCACCACCAGAUGCACCAGCAGAUGCCGCACGCGGGCUACCACACCCUCCCGAACAGGGCGAGAGGCAGGGGACGGCUGCAAGAUUUCAGUCACAUGCCGGGGGAUUCCUACAGGUCCAUGACGCCGGAGAUCGGCCGCAGUCCCUGCAACUCGCGCCCCCCCACCCCGCCGCUGAGCAGACCCCACACCCCAGUCAACUACCCCAGCAAAAACGACGAUUAUCGCUACAACAACUACAACUACGACGACAGACAGCGUAAAAACACCAACAUCUCCGAUAGAUUGAAAGUGGACCGUCAACAUAGACCCUCCGAGGAUAGGGAUACUAACACCAACAAAUGGGACUACGAUAAUCGUAGAAACCAAGACAACCGCCGGCAACACAAGAGAGACAGAGAUAGAGGCGAUCGUAGAGAGCCGGGAGCCAGAACUAACUACGACAGAAAUCGUAAACCGACUCAGGAAAGGAGGGACUACAACAAUCGGCCGAACAAGGACGAAUGCAGCAGGGGGGAUUUCUCCAGCAAUUCCUACAGAAACGACAAUAGGAAUUACGAAUCCACAACAAAAGUCAACGAAAAUCCCGAGACAAAAGCUAAAUUCAACGAUAGCUUGAAUGCGCAGCUAUCUCCUGUCAGUCCGGAAUCUUCAGAUGAGCUGAAGACGACUUAUAUUCCCUUCGUCAAUCCCAUGAGCACUUUGGAUUGGAGUGAAGAAGUGGAAUUAAACGAUCGCUUGGAGCAAGAGGCUCUAAGCGACGUUCUUACAAGGAGUUCGUCCAUAUCAAGCCUGGUGGACGCCAGUGCUAAAUCCAUGCCUCCGAAUAUUGACGCGCCACAUUCCGGUAGAAAAAAGAGGAAGGAUAGGAGGAAAAGCAAACAAAGGAAUGACAGUCGUCCAAGAGACGGAAGUGGCUCUCGUUCGUCUUCCUUUAGACACCAACGUCGCGACUCGAUAAGCAGCGUUGACAACAACUUUAAAGUGGCGGAAGGAGCGCCCAGAACCUCCAGACAUCGCAGAGGUUCUCGCGAUAGACGCGAUUCGAGCCACGAAGGUUUCAGAGGUCGAGGCGAGCAACCGCAGCAAAGUGGCGAAAAUUGGCGCGCCGAAAUCAGGAGCAGGCAGAAUUCGGAGACAAAGAUAGGAGAUAGAAGUAGAAGUAACUCGGAACGAGAGGAGGUUAAGUUGGAUGUCAAGAAGGCUGGCGUUAUUGUUUUGCCGCAGCAGAAGCCCGAACCACCCAAAUUGGCCGAACAACCGAGAUACCCGGAUACUAGAAAAAACUCGCCCCAACAAAAAAGCCUGUUCGACCCAAACAACCCGAACAAACCGAUAAUAGUGCGUUCGCAAAGCACGCGCGUCUCAGUGCCGGGGAUUCCCGAGAGCAACGACCCGAAUCAGAGUCAGGGCGCCGAAGACACCCGACCGAGUUGGUACGAGGAAAACUCGCCCGAAUUCAAGUCCUGCCACUUUCCCGACGUCAUAAGGGACAUAAAAAAAGCCGACGUGGAGUUGCAAUACAUUAUCGCUACCAACAUGGUUCUGAACAGCUGGGAGAGCGUCGAAAAGUUGAGGCAGUUUCUCAAAGACGCCUUGAAGUAUCUUCUGUACAAGGACUUGAAGUUUUGCGAGACCGAGAACGUGGAGCAACACCUUUGGAAGAUUUUGUACUACAGCAUCAUCGAGGUCGCCAGAAAGGCCAUCGCGGAAGAUCCCAGCCAGAAAGACGAAUACAAAGUCUUCAUACUGUUUUUGAUCGACGAAGGGAAUAAGUUCUUUGAAGAGCUGCUUGAAGAUUUGCAGGAGAACAACAAGUUCCAACUGAGUAGUUUUUUGGGCAGCAAUAAUUGCGAGCAAAAGAAAGGUCUCGGUUAUGUCGGCUUAGCUUUGAACUCUGCCCAGAAGAUUUUUAUUUUUUUGGGCGACUUGGGAAGAUAUAGGGAGCAAGUCAACGAAACGGCCAACUAUGGAAAGUGCAGACAGUGGUACUUAAAAUCGCACGAGUUAAACCCGAAAAAUGGGAAACCUUACAAUCAGCUGGCACUGUUGGCAGUGUACUCCAGAAGAAGGUUGGAUGCGGUCUAUUAUUUCAUGAGAAGUCUGAUGUCUUCAAACCCGGCUCCGUCAGCUAGACAGAGCAUGGUUUCGUUGUUUUACGAAAUUAGGAAAAAGUACGAGCAAGGCGAGAAAAAACGCAGGGAGGAGCGUUUGGAACGUGCGAGGUUGCAAAUGAAGCAAAAAGAGUCGGAAGAAACGACAACAACGCCUGGUUCUUUGAGGAAGGAAACCUGGAUUCGCCCAGACGGAGGAAAAAGAGUUCACAGAACCACGCAAGCUCUCCAGGAUAACAAGGAUUCCGAGGAAGAAGAUCUUGCCUCCUUGGGAAACAUAGAGCUCAAUAAAAGAUUCGUUACCACAUAUCUUCACGUGCUAGGAAAACUAUACACCAAAAUUGGAAUGGAAACGUUCCAGGAGUCGGCCAUACAAAUGCUUAAAGAACUGCGGGCCCUCUUGCAUCACACCCCCGUCCCAAUGCCUUCAAACAGACUGCUGAUGCUUCUUGCCCUUAACAUGUUCGCCAUCGAAUCUACGCAGCUAAAAGAUCCUCAGCUCCAAGCUCAAUCGGGCUACUGGUCCGAGAAUCAGGACAGAGCGUUGGUGGUGUCAUUGCAAAUGUUCAACCUGAUCCUGGAACGGUGCAUUUCGCUGCUGGAGGACCACUUAUCGAAAAACAACAACCAAAUUAGCCAGCUGUCGCAAGACAUCAUCAUCCUGUUGCCGGCCAUCAAGGUUUGGUGCGACUGGAUGCUGUGUCACAGCUCCGUGUGGAACCCCCCGCCUUCCACGCAAGACUUCAAAGUCGGUUCGACAGGGGACUGUUGGACAAGAUUGGCGAUGCUGAUGAAUCUGUUCGAGCAAAUUAAAAGUCAGAACUACGGCUUGAAGCUGCACGAUGUGCAAUUGGACGAUGAUUACGAAGUUGUGAGACUUCCGGAAGACGCCGUUCUCUGCGGUUUUACCCCGAUCGCUUACACGGUAUCGAAACCCUUGUACGCGCCCAAAGACAUGGACAUCGAAGUCGCCCAAUUCCUCUUGCGUAUGGAGAAACUGCUGUUCUUCGGCACGGAGUUCGUGUGCGGUUUGGAGCCGCCCGUCCUCAAAUUAGAAAUCGAGGACGGUUUUCGGGAAUACGUGUCCGUCGUGCAAGCCAACGCCAGCAGGAGCUCGCCACCCAGCCCGCAAGAACUGAAAAUCUUGAGUCAGUCGGUGGUCAGCGUGCACGUGGAGGUGCGGCCCAAGUACCUCGUGCCAGACACCAACUGUUUCGUGGACCAUUUGUCCAGGAUAACCGUUUUGGCCGCUUCGCAGUCCUACACCCUUAUGGUGCCCAUUGUCGGGGGGAAAUCCCCCAUGCCGGGGGGCGCGCGGAAAACCGUCGAUCCCCAGCACCUACUGAAGGUGGCGGACGCUGCCAAAUGCGCCCUCGACUUCUUGAAAAGCCGCCAUCAGUCGGUCAAGUGCGUUACGACCAAGGGGGGCAUAUUGACGUCGACCGCUUUCACGACCGAAGACGAUUCCUCGACCUCCUCCAACGACACCAGCGGAAUAAUGAAGAACGACGACAAAAUAUUGGCGACGUGUCUCGUCCUGUGCAAGGGCCACAACGCAACGCAGAACAGCGCCGAAGGGGAGAGCACGGAGAACUCUGGUCCUCGCGAACUGAUCCGCGAGGUGGUUCUUUUGACGGAAGAUCGCAACUUGAGGGUGAAGGCGUACGCUCGCGACGUUCCCGUUCGCGAGCUGCCCGACUUCAUGCGUUGGGCGGGCCUGGGCGGAUGAUGCCGCCGCUCGUAUCGGCGCCGCUACCAAAAAAUUAUCCACUAAAAAAAAAACUCUGUAAAUGUACAUUUAAUUAGGCGAAUCACUGCAACAACAACAACGGACCGACGAGGCGUUCGAUGCAAGUCGCGUGUCGCACGUUCGGCAUAACAAUGGUUCCCGAUGAGGCUGUUGACUGUUUGGCAAGACUAAAAGUUUAUUUUUUGUAACGACUUCCUUCUAAACUCCUUUAGUGAUUGUUAAGUUUGAACCGCCGAAAUUUUAUCAUGUAACUAUAAAAAAUUGUGUAUAUAGUAUGAGACCCGAUUCCUCCGGUUUUCCACACAACUAUUUUAAAGCGCCAUCUGUGCCAUUUUAUAUAUAUUACGACAACUUAAUUUUUAUACACUUUUAGAAUAUAUGUACUUUAUUAUCGACCUCCUCCCCUCUAGCUUAUAGAAUACAUCUUUUUUAGUAUGAUAUAUUAUAGAAAAUAAUAAUGUAAAUGUACUUAAUUUACUGUUUUUUACACUACUUUUUGUGCCAUUCACUUUUAUUGGCAACAUUUUACUGUAUAGUUUUUUUUCGUCAAUUAUUUCAUUAGGU